AUGGUGGCGCUGGAACUGAGGGGCGCGGACAAGACUGCCGUGUUCGACUUCCUCCGGACGGACGCCGGGAUGCUGGGGGAGGUGCUGAACCGCCUCGUGAGAGAAGACUGCCUAGCCGCGGAUCAUUCCGCGGCCUUCUUGAACAGCAAGUCUCUAGGUACCCUCCACAACGUGAAGCACGGCAAGUCCGACCACCUCCCCACCUGGCUGGAGACCGGCUUCGGGGGGCGCCUGAAGAGGCUCCGCGACACCCUCCUGGGGCCCAAGGACUCUCCGGUACUCCACGGGUACUCCGUCGGCAUGUACUACUCCAUGCCCGUCCUGAUAGAGCUCCUCCUGCAGAUCACAAGCGGCAGCUCCAGCAGCAUCUACACCAACUCCGCCCUGGGAACCGGCGAGCUGGACUACGAGAGCGUGGUGCCUAUGGCGCUGCUGCACUCGCUCGUUGUGUUCGGCGGCCUCUCUCUGGGAGCGGCCAAGAUGAGUUCCGUCAACUUCUUCUCCUUCAUGAUCAUCAAGCUCGUGCUGGCGCAGACCCAGUUCGUGGCGGUGCUGAUCGUGGCCAGCGUCGUCCUCCUGCCCUUCAUAACCGGGGCUGCCUUGCUCCUUUGGUGGGACACGCCGGCUCUGGCCGCGACGUUCAUCGGUGUUUUCUUUUUCGUGGGCACCUACAUCAUGCUGGUCUCCCUCAUGCUGUCUACCACCGGCGGCAAGCCCUGGAGCUCCAACAGCGGAAGGUGCUUGCUGUUGGCGCACGGCGUUCUCCUGAUUAGCCCCGUGCUCUCGGAACUCGGCAUCAUUCCGGAAGAGUGGGGGGCUCAAUCGUUCAUGGCCGGCGUGGGCCUUCUUCUGUUCAUCCUCGCGGCGGGCUUUACGAUGAACGUACGGAGGCUGUACAAGAUGACCGGCAACAAGCAGCGGCUCACCCUUACGGAAGACGAGUGGAAGGAGUGGAUGGAGGAGCACAAGGACCACACCGAUCCGACCUCGCUCUUUUACGAGAGGCGGUGCCCAAGCGGUGGAGCGCGGAGUGGGACAUGCGCCUCAAGAAGGGACACCAGGGCGACGAGUCUGGUAGUGGGCUACCUCGGCAUACUGGUUGGGCUGUUCCACAAGAUCUUGUUCGGGGGAUCGAUCUCCCGGCAAAAGGCGGCCGUCAAGGUGUCUACGGCGGCCCUGAUCAUGGGUUACGGCCUGGGGCUCGGCCUCGUAGGCUUCAACCGGUACCUACACUUCUCCGACGAGCCGCUCUCGUUCGCCACCAUCGGCUUUACCGGGUUCUUCUACGGCUUCUUUUCCAUGUACAUCUACGGGGAGUUCCGGAUUCUUACUCAGCAAGAGAACCGAGAGCUCAUCCGCCGAACGCUGUUCGGUAACGGCAUGGACCCUAGCGGCUUGUGGACGAAGGCCCCUCGGUGCUUGCAAACGGCCUUCGGCAACAAGGUGCCGAGGAACGAUGACUUCUACCGGUGGACCAUAUCCCCGGUCCCCGACCGCUGCAUCCUCGACCACGGACUGAACGCCCUCGUCGACCCCGAGCAAGACGAUGUGCUGUACGUGGCAGAGUCCGUCUACGCGGACAGGCAGUCCUUCAUGGAGUGCCUCAUGCACGAGACGUACGAGUGGGCUUACGGCUCCCAUCAGGUGGGUGUGCUGGCAGAGCUUCUUCGCGACCCGCUUCCGAUGCGGAUGCGGAGACAGAUCGCUGGGGAAGAGACGCGGCUGCCGACGCUCGUUGACCGCACCCUUCCCUGUACCGUGGACGUCAUCAGCAUCGGAUGCCUUAAGAACGAGAUGUUCUGGAGGGACCUCUCGCCCCACUCGCGAGAACUGGUCCUGAGAAUGGUCCUCACUCAGUCGCCCACCCACUUCCGCCACGUCGAGGACGAAGACACGGAGAGCAACUACAUGAAAUUCGCCAUCGACGAACAGCCCCAGGGGCAGGGCGGGGCAUUGGACCCUCAGAGCGACCUGGCUCUUGCGAUGCGCCUGGGUUGCAGGACCGGCCACGUGCUGGUAGCGGCAAUGGAAGAAGCAUCUCUGGGGUUCGAGCCUCACUUGGUUGUGGCCCGGGCUGCUCUGCUGUCGGGCCUGUCGCAGUGCGUCAUGCGCUACGCACUGGCGCACAUCGCGUCCAAUCCCACCAGCAGCAACAGCGGGGCCCCGGCCGUCGGUUUGGAGCGGUUCACGUCGGUGGGCCAUCUCGCCGGCCGCCAGAGGGUGUGGGGAGCCAUGGCCAACGCCAACAUCAUUAGGGGUGGCAGUGGCAAGACCUACGGGCGGCUAAGCAACGUGGAGGCCCUCCUGGGAGAGGUGCAGACGGUCUUCCCCCCCCGGGGAGCUUUCCACCUGGACUACAUGCUCUUCGGCGCGGCGUCCGGGUGCAUGGGUUUCGACCGAGAGGCAUUUGCUCUCAUGCUCGACCAGAACCCCCGUUCUUUGCCCAUCUUUAUCAAGAUGCACCGGGCCUCCCACUGGCUGUACAAGAAGCUGCUGCACCACAUUGUGCUCAAGACGGACACGCUCAUCAGCAACCUGAUGAAGACUAUCAAAGCCAUUGACGUAGAAGCGCUCGACGGUUUCGUCGGCAUCGAGGAGAACGAAAGCGGCGACGCUGCGCGCGUGCAAGGCGGUUCCUCCCCGGCGGAUGAUCCGGAGAGUGGAAACUGGCUAGUCGAGCAAAGGCGUUCCUUGGAGCGCAUGAUCCGAGACCAGGACCUGCCCAUCGCCUUCAGUCAGUGGAUCGACCAAAUGUUGCUGCGACGGGAACCCUUGCUAGCGGACUACUGGGAUGCCCGCGACGCCGGCAACUUCUCGGAGGCCCUGGUCUCCCUCAAGCUUGUUGAGUCCGACCUAUCGGUGCCGCUCCUGACGGGCAUCCCGGCCGGGCUCAGCUCCUACGAAGACCUCGCCACGUUCGCCAAGUGCGGCAGCACCAUCGGCAUGAUGCGGGCGCCCCGGGACCCCGAGGGGGGCUCCGCAGCGGAGUGCCGGCUCGGGGGGGGGAGGGAUGUGCCCGAAGGCAACAGCACCCAGCCUUCCAAGAUCAAGGCGGACGGAGGCGUGUGCGUGAUCGCCAUGGACUCCGGGACGUGGCCUCUCUACGGAGGCGGGGUGUCGGUGUGCCGGAAGCAGCUGCUGGACGACACGGUCGGGCGCGUGCGUUGGAACACCCUCUUCGAGGUCGCCCUGCCGGCGCCCCUCCCCAACACAGUCGAGAUCCCGGAGAACAUCCGGCAGGUGCUGCCGAUCCCGCUGUGGAGCCAGAACGCGGGGGGUUCCUACGAGACGUUCAUGGCCCACACGUCGUUCAUCACGAGGGCCCUGAGGGAGUCGAGGACCACGAAUGCGGCCAUAAACGCAUUCUUCGUACCGCAGCUCAAGACGCUCAUCGACCUGGCCAACACCCCCGGGGAGUCCGUGUCCGUGGGGGGACUGGAGGUGGCGGCGACGGCCAUCGCCGAGAUCUACGCUUAUUUCCAGGUGUUCGACUGGGAGACGACUUGGAAAGCCGGAACGACUCACGACCACUGGGCAGCUUCUUGGCUGGCGUGUGCCGCGCGUGACAAGCAGGCGGGACCCCUAUUGAAUUCGGAGAGGCCCAACCUGGCGGAGCUUCACGAGAUCCUCAACUACUGGCAGACCCUUCUCACGUGCUUCCAGGUUCAACUCCCAGAGAUGAACGCGGUCAACAGAGGCGUCAUCCACGUCUCCCACCACGGCACUCAGGCCCUGGUGGGAAUCGCCGCGAAGCGUCUCUCCGGGUGGGGGCUCGUUGUGUGGGAUCACGGGAUGCUCUGGCGGGAACGCUGCAAGGCCAUCGCGGAGCUUCACAGCUCCAGCCUGUUCGUCCGCAAGUCACUCAUCAAUGAACAAGCCCUGGGAGAUGCGGGUCGUCUCCGAGAGGGACUCCGAGGUUCGGGAGGUGGUCUCCAGGAAGGCGACGAGGUGAACCCGGUGCUUAACGGCGCGCCCGCAUCGAUCAUGCCCAACGACUUCCUACCGGGAUUCAACGCGGACAACAAGAACGAGUGGGUAACGGUGGUGAUGCUCUCGCACGUCUACGCACUCAAGGGUGUGCUGACCGCCAUCCAGGCCGCCGACCUGAUCGUCCACCGGUACGGGAUGAAGAGGUUCAGGCUCAUGAUCUACGGGUCCACGACCCACGACGUGGUGUACUGCAGGCGUUGCCAGGACGCCAUCGAGCGCCUCAAGCUCACCGAGAACGUCUGGCUCAAGGGGAAGGGGAGGCCCGCGGCGGUUUUGGCCCAGGGAGACAUGUUCCUGAACUCUUCCGUCAGCGAGGGUCUCCCUCUCGCCAUCAUCGAGGCCAGCCGCGCAGGGCUGGUGGUGGUAGCCACGGACGUUGGAGGGACCCGCGAUGUCGUCGGUGAGUUCGGCGGCAUCUGCAUGCCCAACAGCCCCCUUCCCCUCGCCAAGACGAUGCUGGAAACCCUGGCGGCCUGCAAGAAGUGGUGCAAGAUUGCCGGCGCUCCCGACCUGGACUGGAGAGACAUCGACCUGUCCCCCAACCCUUCCCAGGUCUUGGAGAAGGCGAUUUUCAACGAGGACGUCAUCAACGCCAGGCACGACUGGGGAACGCGGUACCUCGAGUGGACCAGCAAGGCCUUCACUCUCGACAGGUACCGCGACGAGCACGUGCGAGCUCUCUGGUACGCCGACCGGCAGGCCAUGGCCAACUGCGCCAGGCUCACCCUCGACUGGGGCGCCGACCCGGGACAGAGGCGUCUCGCGGUGUCGUACCUGCGGCUCCGCCGCCUGCUGGAGGUGUCCGACAGGAAGGAGCACACCAACCUCAGCUUCAUCUCCAACUUCAGCGAGGUUCGCGCGAGAAUCAAGAGCGAGCAGAGGAGCCGGACGCCGAUCGAAAUCUCGAUCGACUCUACCCAGCUGGCUCAGAUGUCGUCUUUCCAGUGCGCAACGGCGGAGCUGCCUCUGCUUCAGUGGCUCCACGGCGGCAAGGUGUAG
Molecule: messenger RNA, 4989 nt
Organism: Ectocarpus siliculosus
Lineage: Eukaryota; Phaeophyceae; Ectocarpales; Ectocarpaceae
Source: the annotation of a GenBank genome assembly